AUGGCGAUCAAGUACCUGCAAGAGAAGAGUGAAUCGACCAUAUCGAACACAAGACCUUGGACUGGCAAGACUGGAUACAUCACAAUCGUCGUCUGCCAACAUAUCCUACUAUGGUGCUCUCUAUAUGUGACAGCCAGCGCAAUCUAUGCGCUUGCCGUUGGCGCUGUCUUCACAAACGACAUCCCUUCGAUCGUACUCUUCAUGGUAGCUGGUGUCCUCUCAUCAGCAUACAUUGGCCUCCAGAACAUCACUACCCGCCUUCGAACGAAAGCUAGAGAUCGAUGGCAGAGCGAGCGAGCGGAUACCUGCCAAGCACUAGCACAACACGUUCUGCGGAUACUGUUCACUAUCUGGAUGGUGACGUGUGGUCUGAGCAUCACAUUCACAGCGGCAAGGCGUCCUUUAUGCGAGAUGCAUGUAGGGAGACCAAGUUCAAGCGUGACACCCCUCGACAUGGGCUCAACCUGCAUCGUUAAUCGGAUUGGCAUUAUUGUCAGCUGCAUUGCACUGCUCGCCUGUGGCGGACUCUUCGUCCUCGUCCACAAAGUCAGCGACUCCUCUCGCGCUCACCUUCUCGGCAUCGUCCAGGAACAAGACCUGAUGCCAUUCUCCCUGCCAUAUCGUAGUACCGCCGACCGACGCCUCGGCUCCGAGAUGUCCUUCAAGUGCCGAUCUUCGACAUCGCUCGCAUCAAGCACACUCCCCAUGCCUUGGUCAGCUUCGACAGCCUUCCUAGUAGAGCCGCAGCAUAGACACUCGCAAGGACUGGGCAUAUACACAGGACAUCGAUCUGCGCCUUCACUGCUCAGUGCUCGGCCUUCGCUGUCAUCUAUCAGAUCGCAUGCAAGCUUGAGCUUACCUCCUCCACCGACAUCACCCUUACCUCCGCUGCCGCCUUUGCCAGUGCACAUACCCAACAAGUGUAGAGCAACCAGCGCUCUACCGGCACUCACACUGCAAAAGGCGGUCUACCCGCCACGAUCGACUCAUGGACUACAGCCAAAGUCCAUCUUACGGCCCAAAUCAUCGCAUGCACUGUCAACCAACAAUCUGGCAGUCCUGGCCAAAGGGAAUACCUCGCAACAGUCACUCUCGAGCAUCUACAGCAGAAGCAUCAGCGGCGAGCAGAACAGCCCCCUACCACCUGGUAUGGCAUACAGUCCGAACGUCGGCGCCAGACAUAGCUCCUUGCCGAGAAUGCCGAGUAACAUGAGCAUGAGUAGUCGUAGCUCAAGCUCAACCAGUACAGCCACCAUUAAGAGGAGUCCGCUGGGAAAUAUGACGCUGGCAGAACCGUAUGCCAAUGAUUUACCCCUGAUAAGGGUCGACUCUCAUGAGGUUGAUGAGGCGGUACAACUGCAGCGGCGGCUGAGGUCAGAAAGGGUCAGCGUUCGAGCAGGCCUGGUGAAGACGUCUGAGCUGGAGGGGUAUGUUGAUAGGCACGGUGACUUGAGCCGCAUUAGCUAUGAACCAUUGAAUGUGGGAAAGACAAGCCAGGAGACUGGCCAUCAGACAAUAGGACGUUUGAUAUAG
This is a messenger RNA of Fulvia fulva, 1533 nucleotides long. RefSeq lists its product as uncharacterized. The transcript has 3 exons. Lineage: Eukaryota; Fungi; Ascomycota; Dothideomycetes; Mycosphaerellales; Mycosphaerellaceae. Bases 1 to 1533 code for a protein of 510 amino acids. The record is from RefSeq and is a predicted model, not a curated record.